UUGUGUUGUUGAAAAGUUCUUUUUUAGUUGUAUUUAAAGUUUAAGCAUUAGCCGCAGGUUCGGUUAGAGUAGUUAGUGCCAGUAGAGGUACAUUUUUUAGCAACAUUGAAAAUGCUCUCACAGAUCAAUUGGGGGAGUUUUAGGCAACCCGAGCAUUACCCGAGAACGGACAACGGCUGUUCUCAAGAAGAGGGACGAGGCCAUCAGAGGGUGCCAUCGGGUUCGAAAGAGUUCCAUGAAGUGACCACAAGAGAUGCUCAGAAUAGGCUACAAUCUGAGCUUAGUAUAAUCAUUGAAAGCUCACAAGAUGAGCAUAAAGAGGCCUGUGCCAAAGAGAUGGCAGGGUUCAGAUGCCUUUUUGACACUUUCCUCAAAGACGCCAAGGGCCCAGCGAUAGACUGGAAGAAGAUAGAGAAACUGCCUCCUGGUGCCGUGAAAGACUACAACUCUCUUUCGCCCCCUGAGGACCUAGAUGCUAUUAAGAAAAUGCUUGAUAAACUUGUCGUCAUAAAACUCAACGGAGGCCUUGGAACGAGCAUGGGCUGCCAUGGGCCAAAAUCAAUUAUAGUGGUGAGAAAUGAACUCUCAUUCCUUGAUCUCACCGUCCAGCAAAUCCAGCAUUUGAACAAAACAUACAAUGCAAAUGUUCCAUUGAUUUUAAUGAAUUCUUUUAACACGGAUGAAGAUACGAAAAAAAUCAUUAGAAAAUAUGCUGGGCUACAAGUUGAAAUUUAUACAUUCAGUCAAAGCUGCUAUCCUAGAAUAUUCAAAGAAACAUUGCUGCCUGUACCAAAACACAGCAACAUCAAAGAACAUUUAGAAGCUUGGUAUCCUCCUGGUCAUGGUGAUUUUUACACCUCAUUUGAAAGUUCUGGUCUUCUUGAUACUUUCAUAAAGCAAGGCAGAGAAUACUGUUUCCUUUCCAAUAUUGACAACCUUGGAGCGACGGUUGACCUAAACAUACUCAAUAUGCUUUUGAACAUGGAAACUGGUGAGGGGACUUCGCCUGAAUUCGUCAUGGAAGUCACAGACAAGACCAAGGCCGAUGUUAAGGGAGGCACUCUGAUACAAUAUGAAGAUAAACUGAGACUUCUUGAAAUAGCGCAAGUCCCUAAAGACCAUAUUGAUGAAUUCAAAUCAAUCAAAACCUUCAAGUUUUUCAAUACAAACAACCUCUGGGUUAAGUUACCAGCAAUUAGUCGGGUGUUGAGUGACAACUCUCUGAAAAUGGAAGUCAUUGUAAAUCACAAAACGAUCCAAGGAAAUAUAAAUGUAAUUCAACUUGAAACGGCUGUUGGGGCGGCAAUGAAAUGUUUCAACGGGUGUUUAGGUAUAAACGUUCCAAGGAGUAGAUUUUUGCCUGUAAAAAAGACAUCGGAUUUACUUCUAGUUAUGUCAAAUCUGUACGUUAUGAAUCACGGUAGUUUGGUCAUGUCUCCUAAUAGAAUGUUCCCAACGACUCCGCUCGUCAAGUUGGGUGAUAAUCAUUUCUCAAAGGUUAGUGAGUUCCUUUCAAGAUUUAACGCAAUACCAGAUAUCCUCGAGCUCGAUCAUUUGACUGUGUCUGGAGAUGUAACAUUUGGAAAAGGCGUCAUUUUGAAGGGCACAGUACUGAUAAUAGCGAAUCAUGGAGACAGGAUCGACAUCCCACCCGGGGCUUUGCUAGAGAAUAAAAUUGUUUCGGGUAAUCUGAGGAUACUGGACCAUUGAAAUGCACUCCAUUUCCCCGAAUCAGGGUUCAUAAUCAUCUGUCUCUUGUGAUACUAUAAGAUUGUUAUACACAGCAUGUUAUACAUUGUGAUUAAACUUAUAUAGAUUUUUUUGUGUCUAUAUA
Cimex lectularius (bed bug) is the source of this 1834-nucleotide messenger RNA. It is a transcript of the gene UGP, whose product is annotated as UTP--glucose-1-phosphate uridylyltransferase. The coding region runs from base 112 to 1710 and encodes 532 amino acids. The transcript is spliced from 10 exons. NCBI's taxonomy places the organism in Eukaryota, Metazoa, Arthropoda, Insecta, Hemiptera, Cimicidae. Gene Ontology annotation, biological process: glycogen metabolic process; UDP-alpha-D-glucose metabolic process. The record is from RefSeq and is a predicted model, not a curated record. Gene Ontology annotation, molecular function: UTP:glucose-1-phosphate uridylyltransferase activity. Gene Ontology annotation, cellular component: cytoplasm.